UCCAAGAAAUUCACUUCUGGUUUUCUUGAGUUUCUUAAUCACUACACACCAACCCCAAAAAGAAUCUCAUUAUUAUCGUUUCCUAAUCUCACAUUGCAGAAUUUCGUGUUCUGGGUUUUCUUGGGUCGCCGUCAAGCUUGGGUUAGUCGCUGCUUAAUUACGACGAUGGGCGGAAGUGAAGGCGGCGGCGCCGGCGGCGGCACAGCUUGUGAUCCACAGGCUGCCGCCCCGUUUCUGACAAAAACAUAUGAACUGGUCGAGGAUCCAUCGACAGACCAUGUUGUUUCUUGGAGCCAGAGCGGCCUCAGUUUCAUCGUCUGGAACCCUCCCCUGUUUUGCUCCGAGUUGCUCCCCACCUACUUCAAGCACAACAACUUCUCCAGCUUCAUCAGACAGCUCAACACAUACGGGUUCAGAAAGAUUGUUCCGGAAAGGUGGGAAUUUGCGAAUGAAGAGUUCGUGAGAGGACAGAGAGAUCUGUUGAAGAACAUCCGCAGGCGGAAGCCGGUCCACAGCCACUCGUCCUCCUCCGGUUUUGAACGACGGGUGUUCGAAGAGGAGAUUGAUAGGCUGAGGAACGAAAACAGACUUCUCCGGGAAGAAGUGGGCAGACAUGAAAAGGAGAAUCAAGAACACAGAUUUGAGUUCUUCAGUUUACAGCAUCGGAUGCAGGGGAUUGACAGGAGACAGAGGCAGUUGGUGGCCUUUCUUGGUCAAUUGUCGCUGAGACCAGAGCUUCUGUUAUCUUCUUCCCGUUGGUUGAACUCUCAUAACCAGAAGAGGCCGAGGUUGUCGUCCCCGCUUCCCGCCGCCGCCACCGCCGCCAUGUUGUAUAAGGAAGAAGAGGAGGAGGAAGAAGAAAGCCGUUUCUUGAGUUCACUGCAGAAGGAGUUGGAAUCUUCGGUUGAUUAUAAUUGCGAGAGUGGUUUGAUGUUGAGUGGAAUUUCGUGCGAGAUCUCGAGUGGAGAGGGGCAUUGCGAUGGGGUUUGUGAGUCCCGGCCGCCAUCAUCGCCUUUGAGUUUCAUUGUGGAUGUAGAAACGGCCGGAGAGGAGGAGGAGAAGGGAAGCCCUGAUGCCGGUGAUAAUAACGGAGUGGAAAUUGACGGCGACUCUUCGGCCUCUGUGGCGGAUCCGACAUGGUGGUAUCGGAAAAAGUACCUUGGGGGAGGCCAUUUUCCCUCAGAGGAUGAAGGGGGAUGUGACGAAGAAGAUGGGGAAGAGGAGGAAUCAAUUACUUCAAAACAGAUAUUGGACAUGUCCGAUACUAAAAUUUUCUUCUUUGAGCCUUUAGAGGAUGACGAGAAGGCACUACGCUUCAGAAAGAAUCUGAACAUGCGAUUCUGGAGCUUAUAUGGUCUGAGUAAGCUGGGAAGCAUGGUGGGGAAACCUAUAAGGAGAGACAGACCUACUGCAAAUAAAACGAAAUACUCAUAUGCUAGAAUACAGGUUGAGGUUAAGGUUUUGCAGGAAUUUCCUCAGGAGAUUACCUUUAUAGAUGAUGAAGACAAGGUGAUUACCCAACGGGUCACCUAUGAGUGGUAUCCUUGUAUAUGCUCCCAUUGUAGGAAAUUGGGACAUACACAGGAGACCUGUAGGAAACAAAAUAAUAAAAGCACAUGGGUGAGAAGGAAACUGGUGUGGAAGGCUAAGAAUAAUACUGAAGAGCACAAGGAUGAUGCAAACACUGACCAAGGUAAGGAGACAGGAAAACCAUCUGGAGAUAGAGAACCAAUGAAGGAGGAUACUGAAAUCACAUCUCAUCCAGAAGAGGAGGGAUUUAUGGAGUUGGGAAAUCUGUCUAGCAACAUGAAGGAGAGCUUGAGGGUUAUUGGAGAUUUCAAUGCUGUCCUAGAGCCCCAAGAUAGAAUUGGAGGUAAUAAUGUUACAGAAGAUGAAACUCAAGACUUCAAAGCUUGCAUGUCUAUGUGUCAUCCGGAGGAACUCCCUAGUGAGGGAAGCUAUUACACAUGGAAUAACAAGCAAACACAGGGUAGCAGAAUAUAUUCCAAACUGGACAGAGUGAUGACCAAUAUGGAAUGGCUAUUACAGGUUGGAAAUAAGACGCAGAUUAUUGAAGAGAGAAUAUCUGAUCACUGCCUCCUUCUCAUCAGGACACAAAACCAAGAAAGAAGGAAUGUUGGCUUCAGAUAUUGUGAUAUGUGGGAAUUAGACUCUGACUUCAAGCCUCUUCUAAAUAAGAUCUUUAGUAGCAGGAUGAAGGAAGUGCUGCCAAAUAUCAUAAAUCCUAACCAAGGAGCUUUCGUUGAAGGUAGGGAGCUGUUGCAUAACAUAUUGCUAUGCUAUGAGUUAGCUAGAGGAUACAACAGAAAAGGCAUCACUCUGAGGUGCCUUAUGAAGCUUGAUCUUAGGAAGGCAUAUGAUUCCAUAAGUUGGAAGGCUAUUAGAGGGAUCAUGGAGAUAAUUAAUUUCCCUGGCAAAUUCAUUCAGUGGGUCUACUUUUGUAUAUCCAGCCCAACUUAUUCAAUCAUGCUGAAUGGAGAGAACAUGGGUUUCUUUAAUGGAGUUGACAAGGGAUCAGUAAAUGUCAUCCUGGAAUGCCUCAACCACUUCAGGGAUGUAACAGGACUCGAGGUAAACCAUACUAAAUCCCAACUUACAACUGGAGGAAUUCAGGAUCAGGAAAUGGAUGAACUGCUGAGUAUGACUAAAAUGGACAGAGGGGUGCUACCUGUUAGAUAUUUAGGAGGUCCCAUAACAGAUGGCAGAAUCAGUGCUAGAGAAUGUGAAGCACUGCAAAACGAAGACAAGCAACAUAUCUUUUAUGAGUGCAAAUAUACAAAAGAGGUCCAAGAAGAGAUAGGAAGCUGGAUAAGAUAUCAAUGGAGAGCAGCUAAUGAUGAAGCAAUGUUAGAUGAGAUGAUGAAGAUCAAAGGAAAAAGGAGCAGGCAGAUUGUAAUUGCAGCUUUUGCAGCAACUUGUUAUGCUGUGUGGAGAGGACGAAGAAUUGUUCAAAUUGUCGCCGCCUCCAUCCUCCUUGGAAUGUCAUGUCUCGCAGCGAGGCGCUUGAUUCAGCAGAACUGUCCGGAUUUCCGAAUAGACCCUCACGCUUUCAUUAAACUUCUGGAAUCCUUUACCGAGUCCAAGUCGCUUUCACAAGGCAAAGCAAUUCACGAGAGGAUCCUUAAACUCGGCCAUUCUUUCACCAACAACUCAAUCCUUCUUGACAAGCUCACCCGUUUCUAUAUCUCAUGCCGCAGGCUCGAGCUCGCUCGGAGGGUUUUUGAUUCGAUUCCGAGCACUGACAGAAGAAAUAAGUCCAUCUUAUGGAACCAAAUGAUCAGAGCGUAUGCCUGGGAUGGGCCGUUUGAGAGAGCGGUCGAGAUGUACUACGAGAUGAAGAAUUAUGGGGUCAGACCCACUAAAUACACGUACCCUUUUGUGUUAAAGGCUUGCUCUGCCCUUCAAGAUCUGGGAAACGGGACGGUGGUUCAUGAAGAUGUGGAAAGACACGGUCUUGGAAAUGACGUUUAUGUUUGCACUGCUCUGGUUGAUUUUUACGUGAAGUGUGGGUGUUUGGCUGAUGCACGAGAGGUGUUCGAUGGAAUGACUGAGAGAGAUACUGUGGCGUGGAAUGCAUUGAUUGCUGGAUUUUCUUCCCAUGGUUUGUAUGGGGAGAUGGCGAACUUGGUUAUGGAAAUGCAGAAAAGUGGGGUGCAUGCCAAUCCUUCAACUAUGGUAGCCAUGCUGCCGGCAAUUGGGGAGGCAAACAAGCUGAGAGAAGGGAAGAGUGUUCAUGGGAGUUGCAUAAGAAUGGGUUUUGUUGGCUGUGUAGUCCUUGAUACUGCGAUAUUGGACGUUUAUGGAAAAUGUAAGCAGUUGGAUUACGCAAAGAGGAUUUUUAUUGCAAUGAACUCAAAAAAUGAAGUCACAUGGAGUGCUAUGAUUGGGGCAUGCGUAACAUGUGAUUCUGCAUUAAAGGGGUUGGAACUCUUUGGGACAAUGAGGCUGGAACAGAACUUCAACCUUUCUUCUUCCAUGCUUGCAAUACUAAUCCGAGCUUGUGCUAAGUUAAUUGAUCUGCGUAGAGGGAAACAGAUACACGCUCAAAUCAUUAAGAUGGGAUCUUUUCUGGACCUAAUGGUGAGCAACACGCUUCUUUCUAUGUAUGCAAAGUGUGGGAGGAUAGAUGAAGCCAUGAGGUUAUUUGAGGAGAUGAAUUUCACAGACUCGGUCUCCUAUAGUGCUAUAAUUUCAGGGUCAGGGCAGAAUGGUAAUGCAGAAGAAGCUCUACAUAUUUUUAAACAAAUGCAAUGUUCUUGUGUUGAGCCAGAUUACUCAACCAUGAUGGGAUUUUUCCCAGCUUGUUCACAGUUGGCUGCGCUGCAGCACGGAGUUUGUGGCCAUGGUUACUCCAUUGUCAAAGGAUAUACAACAGAUAUUUCAAUUUGCAAUGCACUGAUUGACAUGUACUCGAAGUGUGGUAAGGUUGAAGCCGCUAGGCUUGUUUUUGAUAGAAUGCGUACCAGAGAUGUGGUAUCUUGGAACACGAUGAUUUCCGGUUAUGGACUUCAUGGUCGCGGAAGAGAAGCAAUAUCGAUGUUCAAUGAUAUGUUCACUGUUGGUCAACAACCAGAUGACAUAACCUUCAUCAGUCUCUUCUUUGCUUGCAGCCACUCAGGUCUUGUCACCGAAGGGAAGCAUUGGUUCCAUACCAUGCGUCAGGAAUUCAAGGUUGCUGCAAAGAUGGACCACUAUCUAUGCAUGGUGGAUCUUCUUGGGCGUGCUGGUCUUUUGGACGAGGCAUACAGUUUAAUCAAAACAAUGCCGUUCGAGCCAGAUGCCCGGAUAUGGAGUGCUUUGCUUGCUGCCUGUAGAACUCAUAGAAAUAUUGAACUGGCAGAAGAUGUUUCAAAUAAGAUCCAUACCAUAGGGCCUGAGAGUCCUGGUGAUUUUGUUCUUUUAUCAAAUUUAUAUAGUACUGCAGAGAGAUGGGAUGAUGCUGCUCAUAUAAGAAUUGUACAGAAGGAAUCUGGCUUUAAGAAGAACCCGGGGUGUAGUUGGGUUGAAGUAAACGGAACUGUCCAUGCAUUCGUUGGAGGGGAUCAAUCUCACCCACAAUCGGUCAGAAUCAAUGAGAAACUAAAUGAACUAUCUUUGGAGAUGAAGAGAUCCGGGUAUCUGCCAGAAUUUGAUCAUGUGUGCCAAGAUGUUCAAGAGAAGGCAAAAGAACAGAUUCUUCUUUAUCAAAGUGAGAAGCUAUCUGUUGCAAUGGCUUAAUCUUAUUAAUCCUAGAGGGCCCAUUCUUGUUACCAAGAAUCUGAGCUAAUGAAAUUAAAGUGAUUAAAGUGAUUGCCACACUGCACUGAAUUUUAUCACCACCAUCACAAAAAGAGAAAUUAAAGUGAGUGGUGCAAG
Molecule: messenger RNA, 5376 nt
Organism: Cuscuta campestris
Lineage: Eukaryota; Viridiplantae; Streptophyta; Magnoliopsida; Solanales; Convolvulaceae
Source: the annotation of a GenBank genome assembly